UCUUAAUGGAAGUGAUAUUCAAUAUAUAGCUAGGAGCCUUUCUCUCAGUUUGCUUUUAAGAAAUGGGAGUGUUUCAAACUGUUGAAUUAUUUUUGUCAUCUGCAUACUUUUUUGAUGUGUCCGGAAAUGACUUUUUUGUUUAUAGAUAUUAUAUAGAUCAUUGGAAUGGAAAUCCUUUGAUAUGCGUGCUGUUGUGUCUGCCACCGAAGAUCUUUUUAAAUUCAUAUUGUCUGAUAAGGGUUUGAGGGUACGUGUUUUCCUGGUCCGGGACAUAAUUAAAGCAAUUGAUAUUUUUCUUCAGGAUGAAGUAGUUGCAAACAUUUUCGAUGAGAAGGUUCAAGCUAGAGAGACAGCUGAAUCUGAGGGACAUGCAAUGCUGAUGAGAGUGGUUAAUGGGCUUAAAUCUUUCCGGCAUGCAGUGAAGUUGGCCCCGGAGGUGUGGACUGCUAUGCUAAUCCGCAUGACAGUGAAACCCGAGGCUCACAAAUUUACAUUUGACAUCAUUUCAGCCUUAUUGAUACAUUUUAGCCGAAAAAUUCCAGAGACCUUUUGGAUUUGUAUAUCUAGAAUUCUUCACAAGUUGGUGAAAAAUUAUAGCCAUGUCGAUUUAUGAUUUAGGUGGAUUCUUCAUUUGCUCAUUUUUUUUCUCUAGCUAUUUAUUUAUUUGAGUGAAACUAUUUGUCUGAUGCAAUUUUAAAGAUUAUAUAUCUGAGUUUGGCUCCGAAAGUUGAGUGAUUGUAAAAUACUUUUUUUAGUAGUGUUUGUAAA
Messenger RNA from Camellia sinensis, 768 nucleotides. The record is from RefSeq and is a predicted model, not a curated record. Lineage: Eukaryota; Viridiplantae; Streptophyta; Magnoliopsida; Ericales; Theaceae.